Molecule: messenger RNA, 1611 nt
Organism: Trypanosoma brucei brucei TREU927
Lineage: Eukaryota; Euglenozoa; Kinetoplastea; Trypanosomatida; Trypanosomatidae
Exons: 1
Coding region: 1-1611 (536 amino acids)
Biological process (GO): protein localization to microtubule plus-end; spindle assembly; regulation of microtubule polymerization or depolymerization
Cellular component (GO): cytoplasmic microtubule; microtubule organizing center; microtubule plus-end
Molecular function (GO): microtubule plus-end binding
Source: RefSeq, a predicted model, not a curated record
AUGGACCAUCGCAAUACCCAUGGGCUGGUGAACAUUGUUCCAUCACGUGGAACGCGUACCGAGCUUCUUGCGUGGCUUAAUGACCUUAUGCCUCACGUGACGGCCUCAGGCUAUGAAGUGCCUCGAUUGCGCAAAGUGGAGCACUGCGGCAAUGGUGUGCCAUACGUGCUGUUGCUUCCGCAGAUGCUUCCGUUCGUGCAUCCAGCUCUUAUAGCAAGAGCUAAGGUACCCGCAAGACAUGACUUUGAAGCAGUGUCGAACCUGAAGCUCAUGGCUGAUGCUCUACAGAAGAACGGCAUUCCGCCCCCUGAGGUGCUUGUGGACGAUGUGGAUAAGCUUAUAAAAGGUGCAUUCCAGGCCAACCUGCAGCUCUUGCAGUGGUUCCGUGGCCUUGGUGAUGUGCUUAUGCCGCAGAACGGUCGGGGGGAGUACAGUGGUGAGACGGGAUAUCAGCGGCAACCAAGGUAUCGCCACUGCGAUGCUUCAGAGGAUGCGUCACUGAUCUCUGAGCAGAGCCAGCAUAGCACCUCUGUCGGCACCAACGACGAUAAACCGGCAGCUUCCCGCGCAGUGUUACCGUCUCGCGGGGAUGCCCCCGGGCUGAAGAGGGGAUCUCCACGAACGACUUCUGUGUGUUGCUCGGGCAAGUUAACGCCAUCCACUGAGCCUCCCGUCAUUCAAGGUCCUGCUGCUGUGAGCACUUCCACACUUCACACUGCACCAGUGGAUGGUAUAAAGAAGUCUCCCAUAUCCAGACGGACGUCCACCCCUGUGGAUAGGUCAAGGGUCACAACCCCUGCCGGGGCGCGGCGGCUUCUGGACACGAACAGUACCGGCCCACGUGGAGCUACGCAACAGUCCCCCACGAUGCGCGGCCGCUCGAAUCCCCGCCACUCACUACCAGGGAAAGAGGGAAGUGGGUUUCGCCCCCGUACCGCGUUUGCGGGCGAGGCAGCGGCAGCCGUAGAGGACAAGCAGACACCGCCGUUAUCGACGAGUGAAUCCACCACCGAUGACAAGGAUAUGACUCCGAUGGGAGAAGCUACAACAACCAAGUCAGGCGCUGUGGGGCCCAACAUUGUGCGCAGGGGCCGUGACCAACCGAUGAUACCGCCUAAGACUAAUAAUGCAGGUAGCAGUUCUGGUGUUCUUAGUGGUAGCGGCGACAUCUCCGAACGCACGUGCCGGCCUGGUGGUACUACCCCUGUGAGGACCGCGGUAAGGAGCAGAAACUCCCUUUCCGGUGUGGUGAAUCCUUCAAAUGUGAGGGAACGGUGUGCGGUUGACCCCCAUGCUUCAGUGGAGAUGAUAGUAUCACCCCUGAUGUCGAAAAAUGCGUCAGGGAAGCUUCUGCAAUCGGUGUCGGCGGCAACACCUUCCAUGUCAGCGGGAAUGUCACGCUCAGGGAGCCGCGGGGAAAGCAGCAGCGAGGGUGACUCCGCGGUGGCAGCAGCAGCAUUGCUUAAAGCCACUAGAGAGCGACAGUUUUACUACGACAAGUUGAGGCAGGUGGAGGCUAUUGUUUUACCUCUAGUCGAUGAGUCAUCCACAGACCGCUCGACGCGUACAUUGGUGACCGCAUUGUUGGAUGUAUUGUACGCUGCAGAGUAA